Molecule: messenger RNA, 1335 nt
Organism: Vollenhovia emeryi
Lineage: Eukaryota; Metazoa; Arthropoda; Insecta; Hymenoptera; Formicidae
Product: nascent polypeptide-associated complex subunit alpha, muscle-specific form-like
Exons: 3
Coding region: 1-1335 (444 amino acids)
Source: RefSeq, a predicted model, not a curated record
AUGGAGCACGACAAGCGACGACCAAGCCGAAAACCCGACUCCCGGCUGGGGAAACUGAGGCAGCGCUUCGCCAGGGCCAUGGCAGCACCCCCGAGGAAGCCGCAACGAGUCCUCCCGCCGGAAGCAACCCCGCGCAAGGGUCCGGCCCGGAUACCACCGAAGGCACCCGCACCACCGCCGACUCCGGCCACACCAGCGAUGCGGUCCAACAAGGCCAUGUGCGAGGAGCUGGAAGCCCUCUUCGGAUCCCUCUCCGAUUUGGAGGACGAGCCGACACCCCCCAACAACACGGUCCCCGAGGCUCCGGAGGCACCUCUCGUGGCCACCAACGCGGUUCCACCAACACCACCGCCAACACCCGGAGUCCCCGCCAGCGCCGGAAAAGAGGACCCUCCUGCCAUCACGGGCUCGCCCGGCAGCGGGCCGUUCCAGGGGAUAAAAGGAGGACCCCCGCAGCAAAUUUUAAUCAGAUUUUCCGGCGCUAGUCACCGAGGAAGGAGCCUCCGAGCGCCAGUCGCCCAAGGACAUUCUGCGAGAGCGCUAGACGCCCAACGCAAGAAGCGCCAGUCGCCAGCGAAGAAGACCUCCGAGCGCCAGCCGCUUCACCAGGCGUCAACCGCCUUCCUUCGAGCGCCAGCCGCUUUACCAGGCGUCAACCGCCUUCCUUCGAGCGCUAGCCGCUCCUACGGGCGCCAGUCGCCCUCCGGGAAGCGCCAGCCGCUUCACCAGGCGUCAACCGCCUUCCUACGAGCGCCAGCCGCUCCUACGGGCGCCAGUCGCCUUCCGGGAAGCGUCAACCGCUUCACCAGAGCGCCAGCCGCUUCCUCCGAGCGCCAGCCGCUGUACCGGACGCUAGUCGCCUCCCUCAGGCGCCUGACGCCAGACACCACGGGGUCUCCAAGCAUGGCCCCGGCGCCGGACGCCGCGACGCCUGCCGAUUCCUCGGGGACUCCCGCGGACACCACCGACAUUCGCAAGGCGGUAAAAUCCAGAAGCCGGGCGAGCAAGGAGAACCGGGAGCCCCGUUCCCACAAAGGAAGCAAGUCCCGGAGCAGGGACCACAAGGGAGACCGGCCUCCGCAUCCUCCCUUCGAAAAGGAACUGAUCUCACUGCGGAAACGGACGCAGCCGCUGCCCGUACACCUCCAGACCAAGCGUCCCAAGGCGGAUGCACCCACGGAUUGUCGGCCAAGCGCACCAGAACCGGACCCGCGGCGAGAUCCACCGGAACGACCCAGGACACCGAGGGUGUGCUUAGUCGUGAGCGACGACUCCGACCACGGGAGCACACCUCGCCGAGCGUACCUCGCCGACGCAGUGACGCAAACAGUAUAG